UCACGUGAAUCUGUUGAUUUGUGCUGGUGUUGGCCAUCCGACCAGGUUCCUCCCAUCAUACAAUCCCACAUCAACCACUCUCCCUAGACUCGGCACGAAUAGUCCAAGUCAAGCCAUGAUCACCCCUACAAAGUAUACAUACACCCAUCUCAACCGGAUGAAGCAACUAGUACAGCUCUACACCCCACAAGUUGAACUCAAGACUCACACAAUAGGAAAACAUGGCAUUAACUCAUUCAUAUACAUAACACUCAAUUAAAAGGAUGGUAUCAAAUCAACCCCCGCCACUAAACAUCCAACUUAUCCUAUCCCAUCAUGAAACCCGCUCGUUCAACAAACAUCAUCAUCAUGCAUCAACUUAUCCACUACCACGAACCCCUUACAAAGCAGCCAUCACACCCAACACACCCGCAACACCCGCCACACCAUAUCCGAGCACACCGGCUGGGGUGGCGACGGCACCGGCCGCACCAGUGGACGAGCUCGACGCAGCGGAAGCAGAGGAGGCGGCGUUGCUCACCGUGCUGGUGGAAGUGGUGGUGCCGGUGGAGGUGGUGCCGUCGUGGGUGGUGGUGAAGGUCGACGUGGCGACCGUCAGACUGUCGGAGAUGGUGGAGGUGCCCGUGGCGGAGCCGGCGGAGUUGGUCAGGGUGGUGGUGGAGGCGGCCCAGCGGGAGGAGGCAUCGGAGGCCACCGAGGAGGCGGCGGAGCGGGCGUCGCUGGCGACGCUGGUCGCCUCGGAGGCGAUGCUCGAGGCGAGGCUGGUCACGUCGGAGGCACCGGCGGCGCCCGCGGUGGAGGCGGCGCUGGCCAGGGAGGUGGCGACGGACUCAGCGCCGGAGACGACGUCGGAGACGACGCCGCCCUGAGGGGAGGCCAGGGCGGCGGUGGAGAGGAGGGUGGUCAGGAGGAGGUUCUGGAGCUGCAUUUUGUUGGUGGUGAUGGUGGUGAUAACUGGAAGAUAGGCUGGUGAUAGCGAUAACUGUAAUGCAGUGGUGCCUGACCGGAGGAGGAGUAUGUAUGUGUGACUGUUUAUGUGUGACUUGAUGAAGAUCGAGGAGAUAGACAGGUACCGGCUGGCGAGGAUU
Messenger RNA from Aspergillus saccharolyticus JOP 1030-1, 1088 nucleotides. RefSeq lists its product as uncharacterized. The record is from RefSeq and is a predicted model, not a curated record. Bases 264 to 869 code for a protein of 201 amino acids. The transcript has a single exon. NCBI's taxonomy places the organism in Eukaryota, Fungi, Ascomycota, Eurotiomycetes, Eurotiales, Aspergillaceae.